AUGGCCUUCACGGGUGUGGAUCUGUUCAGGCUUCAGAUGCACAACAUCAUCCCUGUCCCAGACAUACUCCCACAGAUGACCCGUUUUCUGAGAGGAAUAAUGUGUGAGUAUGGCCGCCUCUCACUUUUUAAAACACAAGAAAAGAAAAAGGAAGCUUUUGGAACGUACAAGCAUACAGUUCUUUACUUUGCUAUCGAAACGCUAUUGAAUCAAUUGAACACUACGUGGACAUUAGUUUUGACAUUUAAGUUGUGCCUUUUAACACCCUUUCUUCAAUCAACUACCAGUUGUUUGUUGGAUUACUGGAAUCCAUCCUGUCUGAUACUACCUGCCCGCUGCCUGCCUUACUCGGCUUAUCAACCUACUACCUGCUGGCAUCCCAUCUCAUCCAUCAAAAAAGAGAGACGAGCGCCUGAGAUCUCCAGAGAAACGCUCCACGACAGAGAUCUUUUGAACAGCAUAAUAACAACAAAGGAAAACGUCCAAACGGCGCAGAAGAAUGAAUGUGGAGCUGCCACAGUAUCGGCAGCGGCCGCCGUGUCUAUGGUCGCUUUGGCUGACUCUCGUGUGGAUCUCCUUCCAGAAGUUAUAUGUUCAUCACUAGAAGCUUCCAGCAAUCACACUCACACAGAACCCUCGGCUCUCUCUCGGGAAAUGGGGAGUUAUCUGGAAAUCAGCAGCUGGAUUUCCCAUGGAGAAACUAGUGCAUCUGAUCAUGGUGCCGGCGGGUCGAACCCAAACAGCAACACACAACUUCCUCGAACAACACGUGAGGCAGAGCGACAGAACGACCCCGCACUCUCAUUAGACCCAAACAAAUCACUGCCACUCUCACACGACUCAUGCUGAUUCUUUCUACAUCCUGCAAAGUGAAAACCAUUUUAAAUGCUUGAUAUGAUUAAAAAGCAACAGUCCGACUCUCUCGCCUUUCGCUGCUCUUCUCGUACUGUUUCUCUUAUUGUUUUCUAUGAUAAUGUAAUAUUUUAAGUAUAGCUAAACUGAAAUCAGCAAUUGGACUUCAAGAACCAAAAUAUGUAAAAAUGCAUAUCAGUAAUUCCCAGGCAUUUAAUUCCCAUUCUUAGUAAUGAGAGUUUACCUACAGAAGAGUUUAUCUACUGCUGUACUUUCAUAGAUCUCGGCUGUGAUGACGUGGAUUCUCUUUCGCAAACUUUGAUUUUGCUUCUGGAUCAGUUGCAGGUUUGAGUGACGCUGGAUGGAGAGAGCAUUACAAUAGUUCAGUCUGGAUGGAGCAAGAGCUUAAGUCGAAGGUGAUGCUCUUUCAUCCAGCGGGAAAGUUGGAUUCCGUCCAGCUACCGUCGGAUUCUCCGGCUGGAAUGAGAGGUAGAGUUGUGUGUCAUCAGUGUAGCAGUGAUGGGAAAGCCAUUAGUGACAGAUUCUAGGGUUGACAUGUAGAUGGAGAAGAGAAGCGGUCCCAGCACUGAGCCCUGAGGCACUCCAGUAAUUAGAUGAUAGCAGUGAUGGGAAAGCCAUGUUUUUGAAUGACAGAUUCUAGGGAUGACAUGUCGAUGGAGAAGAGCUGAUUUUGAGUCUCAGAGCUUUGCCCACGUUUCAUUGUUUUACUCGGACGUAUGACACAAUAGAGGAGAGGAGACCAGCGCAACUUCCCUUUCAUGUCAACUUCAAAGUAAAACCUUAAAAGUAUUAAUGUCUUAUAUUUGAAUGCGCUGACUGUACUGUUUCACCUAAAUCAGGGAGAACGAUAAGCAUGUUAGUGCAGUGAAGCGCCGCAUGUAAACUCUGCAUUGCUCCAGUUUCGUGGCCUGUGAGUGACUCCGGCAGCGAUACACUGAGUUAAAGCACUGCAGUGAUGUUUAUUUAUCACUGAUAGACACAAACGUGUGUCCUUCAGAGCGCAGAGAGACCGAGAUCAGCUGUUUAACAUGCGGCUUCAAACCAUGAACACAUGCGGCCUCAGAUCUGCUCAGCAGGGACCAAACGCAACGGGACGACGAGAGCCAAACACAAACAUGAUCUCCAGCAGCGCCGAACCUCACAACAACAGCUCUCGCUCGCCCCCUUCUCUCAUCCCUGAGGCUCUCGCUCUUUUAUC
Pimephales promelas (fathead minnow) is the source of this 2071-nucleotide messenger RNA. The record is from RefSeq and is a predicted model, not a curated record. NCBI's taxonomy places the organism in Eukaryota, Metazoa, Chordata, Actinopteri, Cypriniformes, Leuciscidae.